Molecule: messenger RNA, 3595 nt
Organism: Apis mellifera (honey bee)
Lineage: Eukaryota; Metazoa; Arthropoda; Insecta; Hymenoptera; Apidae
Gene: Pmp70
Product: ATP-binding cassette sub-family D member 3
Exons: 12
Coding region: 168-2162 (664 amino acids)
Biological process (GO): fatty acid beta-oxidation; very long-chain fatty acid catabolic process; long-chain fatty acid import into peroxisome
Cellular component (GO): peroxisomal membrane
Molecular function (GO): ABC-type transporter activity; ATP binding; long-chain fatty acid transmembrane transporter activity
Source: RefSeq, a predicted model, not a curated record
AAUUGACGAAUAAUAAUGAUGGAAUGACAAACGAAACUAACUUAUCGAUAUGGCUGAUUCAUCGGGUGACCACCCCACUACAAGCUUUAUGUUUAAACUGAACGUAGAAGUGUCGAGACCGUCGUAAAAGACGGUGAAUUUUUAGUCGAUCCUUUAUAGCGGAAAGAAUGGCGCUAACUCUUAGUAAAUUUAUGACUAAACGCACAGUGACUAGUGUUUGUGUAUUAUCUACAUUAAUAUGGAUAUUAAAAAAAAGAAACCGGAAACAGGUUGCAAAAUAUAGAAAUAUUUGGCCUGUCGAAGAUAUACAAUAUAUUAUUAAAGAGGAAAAACCAAAAGAACCUAAAGCUCAUGUAAAUGCAAGAUUUUUUCGACAAUUAUAUCAAUUGCUUAAAAUUGGUAUACCCUCAAUAAUAUCCUCUGAAUUUGCCUUUGUUCUCCUUAUCGCAGGUACACUUAUUACAAAAUCUUUUUGUGAUCUCUGGAUGAUAAAUAUGAGCACUUUAAUUGAAUCAUCAAUUCUUAAAAUGGAUAAAUCUUUAUUUAAAAGACGUCUACUUAAAUUCUUAGCUGUAUUACCAAUGAUAUCUAUUGUGAACAACGUACUGAAAUAUAGUAUAUAUGAAAUGAAGCUAAGGUUACGCACAAAUAUCACACGAAGUUUAUUGGAUCAAUAUCUUAAUGGUUUUAUUUAUUACAAAAUGAAUAAUUUAGAUAACCGUAUAGCAAAUCCAGAUCAACUUUUAACUACUGAUGUUGAUAAAUUUUGUGAAAGCUGCACAGAUCUGUAUAGUAAUCUUACUAAACCUUUGUUAGAUAUUAUCAUUUAUGUUUAUAGGCUCACAUCUACUCUUGGUAGUGAAACCCCAAUAAUUAUGCUUUCAUAUCUUAUUUUUGCUGGUAUGAUAAUAACUCAUUUGCGUAAACCUAUCGGUCAAAUGACAGUAAAAGAACAAUGUUUAGAGGGUGAAUAUCGUCAUAUUAAUUCAAGAAUAAUCACUAAUUCUGAGGAAAUAGCAUUUUAUCAAGGAAAUAACCGUGAAAAGUUAAUUUUAUUAACUAGUUUUCAUAAACUUAUAACACAUCUUCGCAAAUAUUUAGAAUUCAGAACUUUCAUAGGAAUAAUUGAUAAUUUUGUUGGUAAAUAUAUGGGAACUGUAAUUGGUUUCUAUGCAGUCAGCUUACCUUUCUUUAUAGAAAAUCAUCCUAUUCUCUCAGGAACUCCUAAUCAUCGAUUUAAGAAUUAUUAUACAUAUGGUCGUAUGUUAGUAAAAUUGGCAGAAGCUAUUGGUAGAUUAGUUUUAGCUGGAAGAGAAAUGACGCGAUUGGCAGGAUUUACUGCAAGAGUUAAUGAGAUAAAGAUCGUUCUUAAUGAUCUAAAAACAGGAAAAUAUAAAAGAACAAUGGUUUCUGAUUUCAAAAAUGAACCGAUUGGAACUCCAGGUAUAGGAAAAAUAAUAAACAAAGACAAUAUCAUAAAAUUCGACCAUGUACCUCUGAUAACACCUAAUGGAGAUAUUCUUAUCAAAGAACUAUCAUUUGAAGUUAAAUCAGGAAUGAAUGUGUUAGUUUGUGGUCCAAAUGGUUGUGGAAAAAGUUCAUUAUUUAGAAUUCUUGGAGAAUUAUGGCCAGUUUGGAAUGGAACAAUUAUCAAACCUCCUCGAGGAAAAUUAUUCUACAUUCCUCAGCGUCCUUAUAUGACUUUGGGUACAUUAAGAGAUCAAAUAAUUUAUCCUCAUACAAAGACGGAAAUGAUACGGCGCGGACAAAUGACUGAUAUUGAUUUGAAGAAAUUAUUAGAUCUCGUUCAAUUGGGCCAUCUAUUAGAAAGAGAAAAUCUUAAAAAUAGCGAAGGACAAGGUUGGGAUGUUGUAGCUGAUUGGAUGGAUGUUUUAUCUGGUGGUGAAAAACAACGUAUAGCUAUGGCUCGGCUUUUUUAUCAUAAACCACAAUUUGCAAUUUUAGAUGAAUGUACAAGUGCUGUUAGUGUUGAUGUCGAGGAUUCAAUGUACUUGUACUGCAAACAAACUAAUAUUACAUUAUUCACAGUAUCACAUCGACGGUCUCUUUGGAAACAUCAUGAGUAUUAUUUGCGAAUGGAUGGAAGAGGUAAUUAUGAAUUUAAGACUAUCGAAACGGAUACAAAAGAAUUUGGAUCGUGAAUUUCCAUGUUCCUUGCAUUUAAUAAUACUUUAAUAAUGUAAGGAAUUGUCAAUUUAUAUUCGAUUAAUUUCGAAUAAUUUAAAUGUAAAUUUGCAGUGUAUAGCAUAUAUAUAUAUUGUAUGUAUUGUAUCUUUCUUUGAUUAGAAUUUAGAUUUAUGAAUAUUCAUACUGUAUAUUUUUAUAUAUCAUAUUUUUACAUACUAUAUAUUUUUUAUAUCGUUAUUUUUUUAUUAAAAAUAAUAAGAAAUAACCAAAAAAUAUUAGUAUACACUGCAAUUUAGGCCUUAAUGUAAUUAAUUUAAAAAAAAUUAAUAUGUGAUUUAAAUGUUAUUGUACAUUUGUUCUCCCAAUAUUAUUGAAAAAAGGAAGAAAAACUUGUGGGAACAUAAUUUUCCGAAUGUAAAUUUAAACUAUUAUAAAAAUAACAUAUUUUUGAUACAAUUUUUCAAAGUUACAUCAUAUAAAAUGUUAAAUUGUAUCAUAUAUGCAUUAAAAAUAUCUAAUUAAUUAAUAUAUUUGAAUGUAUGUAUAAUAUAAUAAUUUGAAUAUAAUUUAAAUCAUUUUUUAUUUUAAUAGUCAAUAAUAAAAUUAUGAUUUGUUAUGUGUUGAUCACAUUAAAAAAAUUGCCAGAAUUUAUAUCAAAUUGCUGGACGAUAAGAAUGUGAAAUAAAGCUCAGUGAUAUAAAAUCUUAUUAUAUUACUUAUUAUCAACUUUUUUAUCUAAAAAUUGUACAUAUUAAAAGAAAUUCUUUAAUAAAAUUCUCAAUAUUUAUUAAUAAUAUUAUUUUCAUAAAUUAUAUUGGAGGAAAAAAUUAUUUAAUAAAGUUAAUUAUAAUUAAAAUACGAAAGAAUAUUUGAACCUGUUUAAAUUUCCCGCUCUUUCAAAAUUCUGCCUGAGUUGACAUUGCCAUAUUGGUUGACCGUUGAUCUGUUGGGGAAGCUAGUCGGAAAUUGUUAGCAAACGUUAGGCUUUUAAUUGUUUAAUUGAUACUAACUUCUCAUAAAGUUUGUCCAGUUAAAAUUUUGUUUUUAGUGUGUGAAAAGAUAAAACAAAGCAUAUUUGUAAUCAAUAAAAAAAAAAAUUAUGUAUUUAUAUAGUAGUGAGAAAAAAUAGUGUCAGUGAGCUAAAAUAAUUUAAAAGAAAAUUAUUUUUGAAUAUAUUCCUAGAAUUAAUCACAUACAGUCAUAUUCAUGUUCAAGAAUCUCAUCAAUCUUUUUUUCAUCUAAUCCAUUUCCAUCUUUUCGUCUUUGUCUUUCCCUUUCUUUCUUUACGUUUCUUCACUUAUCUGACUGUCUGAUCGUUUCUCUUUCCUCGUCUCUCUUUGCCAUUGUGUUUCGCUGAAUCGUUCUUCGUGGCGUUUGCGUUCCCGAAGACACUGUGGCCAGACCUCGCGGCACUGCGAUUGUGCGACGUGAACGAGUGUGUGUCGAA